This is a messenger RNA of Amoebophrya sp. A120, 4445 nucleotides long. Lineage: Eukaryota; Dinophyceae; Syndiniales; Amoebophryaceae. The record is from the annotation of a GenBank genome assembly.
GUUUAAUCUGCGUGAAGCGCCAAUCUUGAAUGUUCUCACUCACUACGCGAAAUUUUGUGAAAUUCUAUGAAUGUUGAGUCAACAGGUCCUCUACUAACACUGCUAGUUACUUUACCCCCCGAUUUAUUCGGAUAAUUAAACAUGAUGCUCGUGUCCACCGGGUUAGCAAGAAUGAAGUAGAUUGUCGUCGCCUUUUCGCUCUCGUCGUUUUAGGAGAAAGAUCUGUAUCUAUCGUGCAUUCGCUGGUAAUCAAUCGUGGUAAAUCGCGAGAGGGGCCGUGGUUAAUCGCUGUCGUUUGAAACAAAUCGAAAAAAGUGUUCGCUAAGAAUGAGAAAAUGGAGGUUCAUGCUCCAUCAAGAGGAAGACUUUUCAACAAUAAAGUUAAGGCAGACUCGGAUCUGUUGUAGUUUUUUGCGGUAAAAAAAGACGAAAACGUAAGUCACAGUGUUCUGGAGUAGCAAAAGACCUUUGCUACCAGACUAUGUUGCCGUCUCUCGAGGAGCUGACUUCCGUCCUCGAGCGGACCGCGGGCGCCAACGGGCUUUCUGCCUGCGUGAUGGAAACGCUGGAGAAGGGGGAGUUUCGCGUGGUUUUUUCCACGGCUCCCACGGAAUCCUCCCCCGUGUCUCUGCCCCAGACCCGCGCGACCAUCUACUUCGACACGGACCUGGACCAAAUCCGGUUCACCAUGGACGAUCGCGCGAUCAAGCAGGCCGGCGCGGAUUUAAACAGGUUGAUGAAGAUUCUCUCGCUCAACGCGAAGUUGGCGUUAGCCGUGAAGCAGAAGGUCUUGGCAGCGGCGAAGGAGGAGGGGAAGUUGGUCCCGGAGAACAGUUACGACGAGAGUUACAACCUGAACAUUCCGAGCAAGUUCGAAGAGGACGGCACGUUCUUGUCCAGCGCGUCCAAGUCGAAGUUGCUGCACUCCCGGUCCCCUUUCGGCAGCAUGUCGGGGACCUUUAAAUCCGCUUCGCCACCGGGGUCCCCGAAAGCCGGAACGCAGGGUAGUUCUUUUGCUCUUCACCAACAGGCCGCUUCUCAACACAACCAUGAGCACCAAUUCGCCCUUUCUAGUCCGAGUACCGUCGCCUCUACAGACCCGAUCGCGCCGGUCCGGGAUUUGGAAUCUUGUACCGACACUACCGUCGAAGAGACGAUCUACAAGGUGCUGGCCGCCGCGGACGAGGACAGCGAGGGGAGUUUGCCGCUCCGCGACGUGUUGCGCAUGCUGGAAGCGGUGUUCUGCAAGUCCGGCCCGUUGACGCAGUGGGACAUCCGGGUUUUGCUGGCCCAGAUGGAGUCGGAGCUGCGGUCCGACGGCAUCAUCCGGUCCGCAAAGCUGGUCACGAAGAUUGUGCCGCCGCUCCGGCGCGUGUACAACGAGUCGGUUUCGUUGAAACAAAAACAGAUCGCAGCGGCGGCGGCGGCGGCACACCAGCAGCAGCAGCAGGUUGUAGACCACACGAACAAUGAAGAAGUGGACCAAGUGAUCAUCACCGCGGAUCAAGUGCAGCAGAUGGUGGCGUUGCUGCAAGGCCACGAGCUGACCCUGUUGCACGAGCUGAUUCAGAAGAAGUGCGAACCUCUGGCGGACUCCGCGCACCCGGAGUUGCUGCAACGACACCGGUUGAAAUUCGUCUUGGACCAGCUGAACACCCGGAUCUCGGAGCCGGAGAAGUCUUUACUGCUGCAAAUCAUGCCCAUGCGGGUGUUGUUCCGGUCCCCGGAGGAGGACAGCCCGGUCCCCGCGGACAAGAAGAAAAACAACAAGAUUUCCUUCGACAUGUAUCGUAAGGAAAAGUCCCCCCUCCCCAUAUCGGAAACGUACCCGUCUGAAAAUUUGUGAUGCGCAUUUGGGACCUCAAAUCCUGUCUGUCUUGCCAGAAGGCAAGUCCAGAAAGCGCUCCGCAUCCUGCAGGCGGUUUGUGAUGCUGUUGGGCUUAGAGCAUACGCGUUUGCCAUGCUAGGCGCCUACGCCAACACCUCCCGACUGAGGCUUGGCAUAUGCCUGCAGUCGUCUCUAGCAAGACAGAUCUGAUUUGUGUACGCAAAUCCAGCAUCAGAAACUUCGUUUUGAUAUGGGGAGGGGGGAUUUUUCCUUUUGAUAACAUGUCACCGAAGUCCAAGGCGGACAACACGUUUCUGAACGGGUCCCUGGACAGUCCGAUGGCGACCGCGAAGCCGAACAAGAAGCGGCCGGUCACCUUCAUCAACUUCACGGAGUUCCACGACAAUCUGGCCUACCUGCGCGCCGCGCGGACCUUCUACUGGCCGGACAACCUGGCGCAGGUCCGCCACUCCCUGAUCGAGAUCGUGCGGUCGUUCAAAGCGCGGAUUCCGAUCUGGACCUACCGCGCGCAGGUGCUGGGGCCGUUGAUGCAGCAGAAGCUGGUGUGGCUGUCCGCCGCGGAGCUGUUCGUGAUCGGCUGCAUGACCCCGGUCACCAAGGAUGCCGGGCUGGAGUGCGGCUUCACGGACAUUGAGGAGGCUAUCAAAUGCAAAAAUGUCUGGGUCUGGAAGAGUCAUGCUGUUUUUGCAUGACACAGGAUGUCUGUCCUGGAAGCCCUAGCAUCACAGAUUUCGAGAAGCUUCCGCAUUGCUUAAUCGGCAUUACAAAUCCCCCACUUUGGUGACAGGAAAUGGACACCUUUUGCUGCCUAUGCAUGAGAGAUUUGUCUGUGUUGUGAAAUGCGCAUCACAAGCUCACAUCCUUCCAGACCCAGACAUUUUUACAAUCCAUAGAGGCGUUCGACAUCCUCUUCUGUCUCGUGCAGCAGUGGCACGACAAGUUAUCAAAUGUAAAAAUGUCUGGGUCUGGAAACUUGUGAUGCUGGGUGGCGUCUCAUGAUGAGGCUACAAAUGCUGGCUCAGCAUGACAAGUUUCUGAGCUCCUAGGUGUUGCCUAUUCUGCAUGACAAAGUGCGCUUCUGCAUCACAGAAAAACGGAGCUCUUGGGUAACGUGCAUGACAGAUUUAAAAGUCAUGCCAGACAAGCAUGACAAACAUGAAUUCUUCCAGACCCAGACAUUUUUACAGUUGAUACAAGGAUGCGGUCUACCAAAAGGGGGUCACCAUGGCGCUGGAGCUGGAAGCGGAGCGGAAGCGGAAGGAAAUGGAGGAACUGCAGCAGUUUUCCGGUGCGAGCCCAAAAGCGAGUAACGAGGAGGCGAACCGCAAGGAGAAGUUUGUGCCGCUGGAAUUGCGCGACAACCUGGAAGUGGUGGAACGAGCCCUGAUGGCGCAGUUUUCGGUAGCGGAUUCGGAACGGAAGGGCAUGAUGCGACAGGACGAGGUGGCGGCGUUGCUGUUGGGUGAUUGGGACGUGUACAUCGAAGAUGGCGGGUUGCUAGACAGUGAGAAGGCGGGGUAUAAUUUGCUUGUAGUUGUGAACAACCAGUUUUUUUAGCUUUAUUUUUCCUCGGUUUCGGUUUUUGUGCACGAUCGAUGAAGAAAAUCGAAUCCGAGCUAGGUUUCUCAUCGUGCCAACACUGUUUAUGAGUAAAUCGCAACCCCUACGUACCCCAGGUUGCUUGCCAUGUGCGAGCCGGUGUUGGACGAAGAUGGGAAGCAAACUUCCUACCUGCGCUACGACGAGCCGGUGAAGACCUUUUUGCCGAUCUUGUUCGACAUCCGGCAGAACCAGGGCUUUCGGGAGGUCCUCCAGCUGGAAUCUCCCUUGGAGGAGUUGAUGACGGAGGAGAUCAUGCAGCUGCGGCAACUCGGCCCGCUUCCGUAUGAGAGUGCACAACUCCACCUCGUCCCCCUCAUUUGUCAUGCAAAACCCCAAAUCCAACUGUACUGCUGCCCUGUCGCACUCGCUGCAUGACAGAUUCUGGAAGGCCAAACAGUAUGAAUUUGCCAUGCACAGGCUCCACGUGUGCUGGUGAUGGUGUUUGUAUUGCUGCUCAUGCUUUUCAAAUGAGGGGGAGGGGAAGCUGUGCACUUUCAUAUGCCGACCCGAAAAUCCACGACGGGGCGGCGCAGCCGGUUCUCGGUCGGCGCCGGCGGCGGACCGGGCCGGGUGUCCGGUGUGAGCGCUGCGGGCCGACCCUCGGCCGGGGGUCCGGGCCAGAAAAAGGGGGUGCGGAGAGUCCAGGAAAUCACGAUAUCAAAUGCAAAAAUGUCUGGGUCUGGAAGAUUCUGAGACUUGUCAUGCAUGUUUUGCAUGACCCAGGAUGUCUGUAAUGCACGACCUAGCAUCACAGAUUUUUAGAGGGCUUCCUGAUGCCUACUUCGCAUGACAAACGCACUCCUGACGCACUACUUAGCAUCACAAGUUCCAACCGUCCAGACCCAGACAUUUUUACAGUUGAUACACGACCCGGGGCGGCAAACUGAUCCCGAAGGUGAUCGACAUCGCGGCGUUGGUGCACGAAAGCCGGGCGGACAGGAGAAGGAGGAUCGGGUCGGACGCCUGGUCGCAGUUGAUUCAGAAAAUCAAGUGA